This is a messenger RNA of Pyrus x bretschneideri (Chinese white pear), 1064 nucleotides long. RefSeq names its product aquaporin TIP1-3. Gene Ontology annotation, biological process: water transport; transmembrane transport. Gene Ontology annotation, molecular function: water channel activity. Gene Ontology annotation, cellular component: membrane. The record is from RefSeq and is a predicted model, not a curated record. Lineage: Eukaryota; Viridiplantae; Streptophyta; Magnoliopsida; Rosales; Rosaceae.
CAAGUAAUUAAGCAGAACACUGAGGAUUUCGAAGCUUUUGAGCAAUUUAAAAAGAAAAGAGAAAAGAAAGCUAGAAAUUUACGAAAAUGCCAAUCAACAGAAUUGCAGUUGGAACGCCGGGAGAGGCAAGCCACCCUGAUGCAAUUAGGGCUGCGUUGGCUGAGUUUUUUUCCAUGCUUAUUUUUGUCUUUGCUGGGGAAGGCUCUGGCAUGGCUUUCAACAAGCUUACUGACAAUGCGUCAACCACACCUUCGGGGCUCGUAGCUGCAUCAUUAGCCCAUGCAUUUGCACUUUUUGUGGCGGUCUCAGUGGGUGCAAAUAUUUCUGGUGGUCAUGUAAACCCUGCUGUCACAUUUGGUGCAUUCCUUGGUGGAAACAUAACACUCUUGAGGGGCAUUUUGUAUUGGAUUGCACAGUUGUUGGGAUCAGUGGUCGCUUGCUUGCUGCUCAAGUUUGCCACCGGGGGAUGGGAAACGGCAGGAUUCUCACUAUCGUCUGGCGUAUCGGUAUGGAAUGCUCUAGUGUUUGAGAUUGUGAUGACCUUCGGCUUGGUCUACACAGUGUAUGCCACAGCAGUGGAUCCAAAGAAGGGGAAUGUAGGGAUUGUAGCACCAAUUGCAAUUGGUUUAAUUGUUGGUGCAAACAUCUUGGCUGGUGGUGCGUUUGAUGGUGCAUCUAUGAACCCAGCUGUGUCAUUUGGGCCUGCUGUGGUCAGUUGGUCAUGGACCCACCACUGGGUGUAUUGGGCCGGCCCACUAAUUGGUGCUGCCAUUGCAGCUCUUGUCUAUGACAACAUCUUCAUUGGUAAUAGGACCCAUGAACCCCUUCCCAACAAUGACUUCUAGAAAUUAGUCCAUCUUGAUUAAGAUUUGAUGGGAUGCAAUUGUUCACCUCAAGGUCUCUUCGGGCAAAAAUCGAAUUUCAUGUCAUUUGGGGGGGUUUAAAUUGAAUUUCAUGUACUUUUUGUUGUAGGGAUUGUCAUUUUUAAUUUUAUGUUGUAAGAGGGAGUAGAGCUUGUUGGUUUAUGAUGUCAGAUCGUUUUAGUGGAAUUGCCUUGUUUGCUU